AUGUCGGCCGCAGCAGCCCCGCCCGAGACGAUCCUCUUCGGGCCGUUUGACGUCUCCACCCAGGUCUUUUACUCGACCGAGCACUCGUUUGCCAUUGUCAACAUCAAGCCCCUCAUGCCGGGGCAUGUCCUCGUCUGCCCCAAGACGCCGCACCGCCGCCUGACCGACCUGGACGCCGCCGAGGCCCUCGACCUGCUUGCCUCGGUGCAGGUCGUCCAGCGCAUGCUGGCCGCCUACUACUUUGACGAGACGCCACCACGCGCCCACGACACUGAGGCAGUCCACAAGGGCAGCUUCAACAUUGCCAUCCAGGACGGGCCCGAGGCUGGGCAGACGGUGCCGCAUGUGCACGUGCACGUGCUGCCGCGCAUCCGGGGCGCCACGGCCAAGAUCGCCUUGACAGAGGCGGACGAGCUCUACGAGAAGAUGGCCGACGAGCCAGGCAACGUGGGCGGGCAGCAAUGGGACGCUGCGCUGGCAGCGGCGCAUGCAUCGCAGUUUGGUGACCGGCCACAACCCGGCGGCAAGUUCCCCAAGAUCGAGGACAGCAACCGCCAAGCGCGCACCAUGGCAGAGAUGGAGGCGGAAGCGGCUGAGUUCCGCAAGGCACUGACCAAGGUGCUGGGCCGGUGA
This is a messenger RNA of Sporothrix brasiliensis 5110, 633 nucleotides long. Its product is annotated as bis(5'-adenosyl)-triphosphatase. Lineage: Eukaryota; Fungi; Ascomycota; Sordariomycetes; Ophiostomatales; Ophiostomataceae. Gene Ontology annotation, molecular function: catalytic activity. The coding region runs from base 1 to 633 and encodes 210 amino acids. The transcript has a single exon. The record is from RefSeq and is a predicted model, not a curated record.